AUGAAUGAAGCCCGUCGUAAGUUUUACUCAGACUUUAUUGUUGAAAGUAACUCCAAUCAAAGGAACCUAUUCUCGGCAACAAAGAGGUUGCUAAAUCAAGGUCAUGAAGCAACUUUUCCACCAACUAGUGACAAGCUGGUUUUAGCCAAUGAAAUGGGUAGCUUCUUUGUUGAAAGGAUUGACGCCAUCCAUGUCAAACUGGAUAGACUAGCCGAUUGUUUGCAUGAUUCUCAUUUUGACUAUGUGAAAACGCUACCAACUAGAACACUGGACAGCUUUAUCCCUUUAACUGAAAGUGCUGUUAGUAAGUUGAUUGGCUGCUCUCCUAAGAAAAGCUGUAUGUUUGAUCCGAUAUCAACAUCUAUGGUAAUCAGCUGUGCUGAUGUGCUAUUACCAGUCAUUACUAAAAUGAUCAACCUGUCUCUU
Pocillopora meandrina is the source of this 426-nucleotide messenger RNA. NCBI's taxonomy places the organism in Eukaryota, Metazoa, Cnidaria, Anthozoa, Scleractinia, Pocilloporidae. The record is from the annotation of a GenBank genome assembly.